CGACGGCGCGCGCUCCCCCACUGCUUUGUAGGCGUUCUGCGAGCUGCCAGCUGUUGCCGUGAACGGCCGCAACCAGCGAACGGCUGCCAGCGCUACGCCAGCGCCGAGGUGCUCUCCAAAGCUUCAAAAAGCCAGGCAGUCGACCGCCGCGCCGUCGCCGCGCGCGCGACAGAUCAAGAGAUAGUUAAAAAAGCAGCCAUGCUCGCCGACGCCUACGACUGUGUGGUAUUCGACUGCGACGGCGUGCUGUGGUCCGGCGGCGAGACCGUCGCGCAAGCCAAGGCGACGCUCGACGCCUUGAAGGCGCAAAACAAGAAGGUCUACUUCAUGUCGAACAACUCCUCGCGGGGCCCGGACGUCUUCCGCCAAGUCUUUGAAUCGCACGGGUUAGGAGAACACGUAAAAGACGAGCGCUUCAUGUGGAACAGCGUGACGGCCGCGCAGCGCUGGUUCAAGGGGCGCAAGACGAAGAAGGCCUAUGUGGUCGGCUGCGCGGCGCUCAAGGACGCAAUCAGAGGUGCUGGUGUGACUGUGGUCGAACCUUGGAAACAGAUGGGCGCGACACCAGAAAAACUUGCGGAGGAGGCGAUCGAUCCGGCGAUAGACGCCGUCGUUUUAGCUUUCGACAAGGACUACGGGUACUUUGAGAUCUGCUACGCGACCCGGUGUUUGCUGGAGAACAACGCAGAAUUGGUGGCGACCAAUAGAGACUUCCAGUUCCCGGCGCAGAAGAAUAGAAAACUACCGGGCAACGGCGCCUUCGUCGCGGCGGUCUGCGCCGCGUCGCGCCGGGAGCCGGACGUCGUCGUGGGCAAGCCUAGUCGCUUUGCAUUGGACGCGAUCGUCGCGGACGCCGGGGUUUCGGCACGAAGGACGCUGAUGGUCGGCGACAUGUGGUCCGACGUGGAAUUCGCGCACAACGCCGGCUGCGACGCUUUACUUGUGUUGUCGGGCGUCGCGUCCCUCGAUGACGCGCGGCGGUGGUCUGGUAUCACGCGGCCGGACUUCGUCGCUCCCGAUUUGACGGCGCUGCUCCGGCCCGUUGAGCGGUUCCCACCGGCGCCGUCGUCGUCAUCGCGGCGGUGGCUUUUGCCUUCUAUCGUCGCGGCGGCGGCGGUCGCCUUUCUUGUUUCGCGGCGGCGGGGGGGCGCGCCCCCGGACCGGUCCGACCUCGACGACGCGACGCGCUGGCUGACGGCGAAGUAAAUUUCUCAAUGCAGUC
This is a messenger RNA of Pelagomonas calceolata, 1222 nucleotides long. Lineage: Eukaryota; Pelagophyceae; Pelagomonadales; Pelagomonadaceae. The record is from the annotation of a GenBank genome assembly.